AUGCCGCGGCUCGGCGGGAGCAGGGCGGCGGCGGCGGCGCGCCUCGUCCCGGCCGCCGCCGCCGUCCUCCUGGGCGCCGUGUGCCUCCCCGCGGCGCUGGCCUCCUCCCUGCUCACAGGAUCUGUUGCAAAAUGUGAAAAUGAAGGGGAAGUUCUACAGAUACCAUUCAUCACAGACAACCCUUGUAUAAUGUGCAUUUGCCUGAAUAAGGAGGUGACAUGCAAAAGAGAGAAGUGCCCAAUGCUUUCCAAGGACUGUGCUCUCGUCAUUAAGCAGAGAGGAGCUUGCUGUGAGCGUUGCAAAGAUUGCAGUUUUGAGGGAAUUACGUACAACAGCUCAAUGAAGUGGCACCUCCCGAGCAAUCCCUGUAUUACAUACCAGUGCCAGGAAGGAGUGAUAAUAGAGUCGGAGGUGCAGUGUGUUGUUCAUUGCAAAAACCCUUCCAAGCUCAUAGGAAUGUGUUGCCCUGUGUGUCCAGGUUGUGUAUUUGAAGGGAGACAUUACAAUGAAGGAGAAGAAUUUCAGCCUGAAGGAAACAAAUGCACCAAGUGUUCUUGUAUUGGAGGCAGGACACACUGCAUCCGAGAAGUCUGCCCUAUUCUCUCCUGUCCCCAGCAUCUCAGUCACAUUCCUGCCGGACAAUGUUGCCCCAAAUGUUUAGGACAGAGGAAAGUGUUUGACCUCCCGUUUGGAAGCUGCCUCUUUCACAGCAACGUGUAUGAUAAUGGGUCCUCAUUUAUUUAUGACAAUUGCACAAUGUGUACAUGCAAGGAUUCAACAGUGAUAUGUAAGAAGAGAUGCUUACUUCCUGGAGAAUGCAAUAAAAACAAAGACCAGUGCUGUAAGGAGUGUGUCUCAUAUAUCUCUCCUGAGGAAGUGAAAGUGUGCAAGUUCGGCAAUAAGAUAUUCCAGGAUGGUGAGAUGUGGUCCUCUGUUAACUGUACCAUCUGUGCUUGUGUGAAAGGCAAGACGGAGUGUCGCAAGAAACAGUGCAUUCCAGUCAGCAGCUGUCCUAAUGGUAAAAUCCUGAACAGAAAAGGAUGCUGUCCUAUUUGCACUGAAAAGCCUGGAGUUUGCACUGUAUUUGGAGAUCCUCACUACAACACUUUUGAUGGACGGACAUUUAACUUUCAGGGAACAUGUCAGUACGUUUUGACGAAAGACUGCUCCUCCUCUGCCUCGCCCUUCCAGGUGCUGGUAAAAAACGAUGCCCGUCGGACCCGUUCUUUCUCCUGGACAAAAUCUGUGGACCUUGUGUUGGGCAGAAGCACUAUCAGCCUCCAGCAGCACCUCACAGUGAAGUGGAAUGGGACCCGCAUCUCACUGCCUUGCGAGACACCACAAUUUCAGAUCGAUUUGGAUGGUUAUUUGCUGAAAGUGACAACCAAAGCAGGCUUGGAAAUCUCAUGGGAUGGAGACAGUUUUGUGGAAGUCAUGGCUGCACCACACCUGAAGGGCAAACUCUGUGGUCUCUGCGGCAAUUACAACGGGCACAAGCGAGAUGACCUGAUUGGGGGGGAUGGGAACUUUAAGUUCGAUGUGGAUGACUUUGCUGAGUCCUGGCGCGUGGAGUCCAAUGAGUUCUGCAGUCGCCCACAAAGGAAACCUGUGCCUGAGCUCUGUCAUGGGACAGUGAGGGUGAAACUCCGGGCUCACCGGGAAUGCCAGAAACUCAAAGCCUGGGAGUUUCAGAGCUGUCACUCGACAGUGGACUAUACCACUUUUUAUCGGUCCUGCGUGACAGACAUGUGCGAGUGUCCAGUUCAUAAAAACUGCUACUGCGAGUCAUUCCUGGCCUAUGCCCGAGCCUGUCAGAGGGAAGGCUUGAAAGUCCAGUGGAUCCCUGAGCAAAACUGUGCAGCAACCCAGUGUAAACACGGUGCGGUUUAUGAUACCUGUGGUCCUGGAUGUGUCAAAACAUGUGACAACUGGAAUGAGAUUGGCCCAUGCAACAAGCCCUGCAUUGCAGGGUGCCACUGUCCGGCAAAUUUAGUUCUUCACAAAGGAAGAUGCAUCAAGCCAGUCCUAUGUCCACAGCGAUGACACUAGUUCUCUCUCCAUGGACACUAAUGUGGGCGUCACUGACACCUUUGAAGCUCACAGCUCGUG
Molecule: messenger RNA, 2109 nt
Organism: Rhea pennata
Lineage: Eukaryota; Metazoa; Chordata; Aves; Rheiformes; Rheidae
Gene: BMPER
Product: BMP binding endothelial regulator
Exons: 15
Coding region: 1-2043 (680 amino acids)
Cellular component (GO): extracellular region
Molecular function (GO): protein binding
Source: RefSeq, a predicted model, not a curated record